Messenger RNA from Plectropomus leopardus (leopard coralgrouper), 2622 nucleotides. Its product is annotated as cadherin-18. Gene Ontology annotation, molecular function: calcium ion binding; beta-catenin binding; cadherin binding. Gene Ontology annotation, cellular component: adherens junction; catenin complex; plasma membrane. The record is from RefSeq and is a predicted model, not a curated record. Gene Ontology annotation, biological process: cell migration; calcium-dependent cell-cell adhesion; adherens junction organization. Lineage: Eukaryota; Metazoa; Chordata; Actinopteri; Perciformes; Serranidae.
UUCCAUAAUGUAAAUGUAUCUUGCUCUUUUUUUUUCCAUUAAACCUUCGGCUUUGGGCCAUGAACCCUAGAGGAUCUACCAGGACCGCUAUAUCCUUAGUUUGGAUUUAGAUUCCCCUUUUGCCGGGACUACUGCAGCAGUGGCUAGUUGUGGUGGCGGCGGCGGCUGCGGCAGCGGUGGUGGGAGGACCUUACCAGCUUGGAACACGGGGUUAACUUUACAAACGCCACCAUGAGGAUAUCCACCACCUCCUGUCUCUGUCCCUUUCUGGUCUGCCUCUGUUUCAUCCAGAGGUGUUAUGGGGCAAGCCACCACGUCCCUGCCAAAGUGCCCUCCAAGAACCAGACCAAAUUGGCCAAUGGGGAGACGGAGGUGCACCACCGACCCAAACGCGGCUGGAUCUGGAAUCAGUUCUUUGUUUUAGAAGAACACAUGGGACCAGAUGCACAGUACGUGGGAAAGCUUCACUCAAACUCAGAUAAAGGCGAUGGAUCCGUCAGGUACAUUCUGAGCGGGGAAGGAGCUGGGACUAUAUUUAUCAUCGACGAGGUGACAGGAGAUAUUCAUGCCACUAAGAGUCUGGAUCGCGAGAGGAAAACACAUUAUGUCCUGCAUGCACAAGCCUUGGACCGCAACACAGAGGAGGCGUUGGAACCAAAGUCGGAAUUCAUCAUCAAAGUACAAGACAUCAAUGACAAUGCACCCAAAUUUCCAGAUGGACCCUUUGUAGCUACGGUGCCUGAGAUGUCUGAAGUGGGCACUUCAGUGUUGCAAGUCACGGCGUCUGAUGCUGACGAUCCCACCUACGGAAACAGUGCCAGAAUAGUCUACAGUAUUCUACAAGGACAGCCAUAUUUCUCCGUCGACCCCAAAACAGGAAUCAUCAGGACUGCCUUAUCUGACAUGGACCGGGAAGCCAGAGAACACUACACCGUUGUUAUCCAAGCCAAAGACAUGGCAGGCCAGGUCGGAGGCCUCUCUGGCUCCACCACCAUCAACAUCACUCUGACAGACGUCAACGACAACCCGCCCAUGUUUCCCCAAAAAAAUUACCAGCUGUACGUCCCUGAAUCGGCUCAAGUAGGGAAACCGGUGGGGAAGAUCAAAGCCAAUGAUGAGGACCUUGGCAUCAAUGCGGACAUCAAGUACAGCAUCAUUAACUCAGAGGGGGCCAAUACUUUCUCCAUAUCCACAGACAGGGACACGAGAGAGGGGAUCAUCAGCCUCAAAAAGCCUCUGAACUACGAGAGAAAGAAGACCUACACUCUUCACAUCGAGGGAAUGAAUACACAUGUGGAUCCUCGUUUUUCCUAUCUUGGUUCUUUCAAAGACACCGCCACCCUUAAAAUCACAGUUGGGGACGUGGACGAAGCCCCGGUCUUUUCUAUAGAUCAUUACAUCCUGGAUGUAUAUGAGAACUCGCCGAGUGGCACGGAGGUGGGCGUUGUAACAGCUCGAGAUCCUGACAGCAGGAACAGUCCUGUCAGGUACUUCUUGGACAGCAAAGAAGAAGGAGUACGGUACUUCAGAAUCGAUGAAAGCAGUGGACUUAUAAGGACAACGCAGCCUCUGGACAGAGAGGACAUGGCUUGGCACAACAUCACUGUGAUGGCCUCGGAGGUUGACAACCCCAGCCUCCUCAGCCACGUUCCUGUUACCGUCCAGGUGCUGGACGUGAACGACAAUCCGCCAGAAAUAGCCACAGACGAGGAGGUCAUUGUGUGUGAGAGCUCAAGGCCAGGACAGGUGAUCCAGACCGUCACGGCAGUGGAUAAGGAUGACUUUGCCAAUGGACAGCGGUUUUCCUUUGCUUUGCCAAGCCAGCUACCAGUUAAUCCCAACUUCACCCUGAAGGACAAUGAAGACAGCACGGCCAGCAUCAUCGCCAGGCGGCGGCGGUUUAACCACCUGAUCCAGGAGCUUUACGAGCUACCCAUCGUUGUGUGGGACGGUGGGGAGCCGUCGCUGAGCGGCACCAGUACCUUGACCCUGCGGGUGUGCCCGUGCCAGCGCCACGGGAGGAUCCGGAUGUGCCAGGGCGAGGCGUUCCUCUCCUCGGCCGGUCUCAGCACAGGGGCCCUCAUCGCCAUCCUGCUGUGCAUCGUCAUCCUGCUGGCCAUCGUGGUUCUCUUCAUCACACUGAGGCGGAGCAAGAAAGAGCCCCUUAUCAUCUCUGAGGAGGACAUCAGAGAGAAUGUGGUUACCUACGAUGACGAGGGCGGAGGUGAGGAGGAUACCGAGGCCUUCGACAUAAUCGCCCUCCGUAACCCAGCUGCCGCUGAGGAGCUCAAGUUCCGACGGGACGUUCGCCCGGAGGCAAGAAAACACUGCAGUGUGUCCCGCAGCCACCGGAGCCCAUCGGUGCAGCUGGACGAGGUGGACGUACACGAGUUCAUCAAGCAGAGACUGGUGGAGGCCGACAUGGACACCAGUGUGCCCCCCUACGACUCCCUCCAGACCUAUGCUUACGAGGGCCAGGGAUCACCCACAGGAUCCAUCAGCCCUUUAGACACUCCUGGCACACAAUCAGAGCAGGAUUAUAACUACCUGGAAGAAUGGGGGCCCGAGUUCCAGAAACUGGCAGAACUCUACGGAGAGGCAGAUUCAGAUGUGACGACUUAG